CGGCUAAACCGCAGGGCAUGGAUACAUGACAUUCCAUCAAACUGAAACUAUCAAAAAAAAAUUCUGGUGAUCAGUAUUUACACAAACAUAACGCUAAUAUAAUACAUUAUUUGCACAAAAGAAGUCAUAUUUCCACUAGUUAUUUAUUACAGAAGUAUUAUUCUAGUUUGUUACAUGUGUCAGUUAAGCUAUGUCUGAAUCAAAAGCCAAGAAAAUCCUUGCGGAACUGGUGAAAACGUCAGGAACCACCUACACGGUGGAUAACGUUUUGACAUUCUUCCGGAACAAGGAUGGAAAAUACAGCACCAAACGGCUGUCGCAGUUGCUGGGUCUGAUCUUUAAAGCGACCCCCUAUGGGCCAAAGUAUAUGGAAGAGUUUACUUCGUCUAAGCAGGACACCUACGUGACGCUUAUUUCUAUUCUCAACAACUAUAGUAAGCACACGCAGUCGGUUCUAGCACAGCUACCUAGCGCAGCAGAAUCGGUUUCUAAGCAAGCUGCCAUGUUCGAAAGUCCUCCGUUAUCGUCAACAAGAAUCGUUCCGGAGCAGGUUACUCCGGAAAAUGUCCAGGAAAUAAAGGAAAAAAUUGUCCAAGCUACCAUUGGAUCCGCAAUCAAUCGGUCUACGGGUUCCAUUCCGAGUGCCCUGGUGCCGCAAAGUUUCGAGUACAUCGGCAGUAGAAAAGGAGCUAUGGUAUCGUGGAAUUUCAACUAUGAGGAACUUUAUCCUAUGCAGAACAAAAAUGUAGCUGCAAUUCCGCUUGGUUCACAAGAGCCAAUAGUUUUAAAGGAAUUACUCAAUUGUUUGGAAGGAGUGAAAGGAUCUUUAAUUUUUCCUAAAAAGCAGCUGCGAAGUGUAGUCUUCUGUCCGGUGGAGUUCGAUGUUUCAGAUCAAAUAGAGGAAUCACUAAGAGACAUCGUACGGGAAAUUCUUCCUCUUGCUUCUCAUUACUCUCAAAUCCAGGCUUUCAUUGCUGCUUCUAGUUCACUAGAAAGCGGCCAAAUUUUGCACGCACUUCGUGCUGCUCUUCAAAUAAUCGUUAACGAUUACCGCCUUUCGAUCACACAAUUGGAAGAACUAUUCGUGAAGCAGCAGUUGACCUUCCACAAAUUGCUUUAUUUUCUGCGUCCAGUUUUUCACACCAUGGAAGUGCUGGCGGAAACUGUAAUCACUAUCCGUCAGACUAAUUCGCGGGGUGGCAGUGUACUAACGCUGCUGCACGAUAAGAUCACUUCCACGACAGGCGAUGAGAAAAGCCAGAAGGUUCUAAUACAUCUGCUAGAAGUGGCUUCCGUUCCGUACAUGGAAAUGCUACAGUUAUGGAUUUUAGAUGGGGUGAUUCAUGACACUCGGAGGGAGUUUCUCAUCGAACACAGCGCAAUGGAUCUGAACGAGAAUGAACUGAUGGACUACUGGGAGAAACAGUACACAGUCCGGUUGGACAAGGUACCCUGCUUUCUGAACAAGUACGCCGACGUAAUUCUGCGCACGGGAAAGUAUUUGAACGUGAUUAGGGAGUGCGGAAGUUCUGCGGAUUACCAGCAGCAAAGCAUCAUCACCUUGAAGUAUACCCACUCCGAUCAGACAUACAUUGCUGCCAUUGAAAACGCGUACAAUUUUGCCUCUUCCUCGCUGCUAAACUUGAUCAUGAACAAGUACAAUCUGAUCGGUCGUUUGCACUCAGUAAAGCGAUACUUUUUGCUGCAGCAGGGCGACUUUAUAUCUCAAUUCAUGGAUGCCUGCGAGGAAGAUCUAGCUAAAGAUGUCGACAAUCUCCGUCCGAUGCGGUUGGAAAAUCUCCUAGAAGUGACUCUGAAUAUGUCAUCCGCCCGCUAUGAUGAGUAUCAUGACGAUCUGAAAACGAUGCUGCUGCCGUACGGAAUCGUUACACAGAUAUCGAAAAUCGUCAAAAAAGAAGAUGUCUUCCUUGAUGCUUUGGGUGACACAUCACAGCUGAAAGGAAUCGAAUGUUUUACUUUCAACUACACCGCCCAAUGGCCGGUUUCGAUUGUACUGAAUCGACUGACUAUUUCCAAAUAUCAGAUGAUUUUCCGGCAGCUGUUCUAUUUGAAAUAUGUAGAACGAAUGCUGUGUCGCGUUUGGAUCGCCAACAAUCGAACAAAACAGUUCGCUUCGCAAACGGCCAAACUGUAUCGGUCGGCCUUCACGUUGCGCCAGAAAAUGCUGAUCGCCAUUCAGAACUUUGAGUCGUAUAUGAUGAUCGAAGUGAUUGAACCUAACUGGCAUAUCUUCUAUCAGAAUAUAAAACAGAUAAAAAAUAUCGAUGAUGUGCUCAACUAUCAUCAGGACUUUUUGGAUCAAUGUAUGAAGAACUGUAUGCUAACAGAUGCUGAUCUCUUGAAGUCGAUCAUCAACCUCUGCAACAUUUGCCUACAGUUCUGCUCGUUCCUUGCGGAGGCACAGCGACAUUUCGUUGACGCUGAGCUCUGUUCAAUGUUGGCCUCAACAGAUGAGUUUUCGCUGUCCUCUGAAUCUGACUACGACUUUGCAUGUCAGCAGGAUGUUACUACCUCAAUAGAACCUACGGAAACAUUUUCCGCCCGCGUAGAAAACUACCGCACCGAGUUCACCAAUCAGCUAAUGUCACUUCUACGCAAAAUAACCGAAAUCGCUACACAGAAUCCAUCGGAAAAAUUCAUUAACCUCAUUCACAGGAUCAACUUUAAUUCAUACUACAGCGAUAAUUUUGACAGUUGAAGUACGGAAUGCUCAGAAUCGAGCUGGUAAAGUUCUACACUCACAGAUGUUAUAUUGCCAAAGCGUACCUGUUUGUUCCUUAUCGCAAAACAUUCAAAACGCUUAUCCAAAAGCUAGAAUAGUUCUGGUUUUAUGCCAAUUCAUAGCUCUCUAUCUUAAUGUAAUGUGAAAUGCAUAGCGCUACCGAAAUUCGUUCUUGAACUAACAAAGAAUAAACAAAAACAACCGAUUAAUAAAA
Messenger RNA from Topomyia yanbarensis, 2957 nucleotides. It is a transcript of the gene Grip84, whose product is annotated as gamma-tubulin complex component 2 homolog. Lineage: Eukaryota; Metazoa; Arthropoda; Insecta; Diptera; Culicidae. The transcript has 7 exons. The coding region runs from base 191 to 2719 and encodes 842 amino acids. The record is from RefSeq and is a predicted model, not a curated record. Gene Ontology annotation, molecular function: microtubule minus-end binding; gamma-tubulin binding. Gene Ontology annotation, cellular component: gamma-tubulin small complex; centrosome; spindle pole. Gene Ontology annotation, biological process: cytoplasmic microtubule organization; mitotic cell cycle; spindle assembly.